CGGCUCCUUUGUAGUCUCGCAGCGCCGCCGAUGCAGCCAACGAGCGCGUCACGGGCAAACGAGCAGCUUGUUGCGAAGCUGACAUGCUCAGAGAGGAAGGCCGAGCAGUCCAUUGUCGCUGAGGAGCUACAGAGCCAGAAAAAUAUCUGGACAGGCCAGCAUACGCCGAGGCGACUCUUGGCUGCUGCUGCUUGGUCGAGUGCGAUGAUCGAAAGGCAUUGAGGAGGGCCGCUCGCUGUCGAGGCUUCAUGUCUACGUCGCCGUGUGCCGCUGAGUUUCUUGAUGAUCGACCGCGUCCGACCAACGAAACCGUCCGAAAUUGUUGCGAGCCGCUUGCCGUGUCUCGAUGCAGGCGCUCGUCCUGCUCGGCAGGGCUGCCACCUUGCUGCCGCUCCUCUUUCUCGCAGCCUCCGCGCCCACGCUGUUCAUUCAAAGGGGCAAAGCACUCCGUCGACAGAAAGGUGCACGCCAGUCAGACAAUCAAUCAGAUGAGCGCACGCCGCUAUUGAGCGAUAGAACGCUUCGGCGACAACAAGUCUCGGAGCACGAGCUUAGACAGAGAAGUCAGUCGGGUGCAUCUCAGCAUUCGCGCCGCCGUCGACGAGCAUCACUCACACAGGCGCUGCCAUGGCUCAGACUGGUCUUCAAUAUCGUCUUGUUUGCGCUAGUGUUAGCUGCAUGGGUCGUUGGUGCACGAACGAGGCCUAUAGAUCUGUGGACGAUGCUGCAUUGCAUUGACAUCCUCGCAUGCACCGUAUACACCGCGCUGCUGGCAGCUGUGGCUUUGAGCAUACGAGCACCAACUCAGCUGCUCUACAAGCACUGUGACAUCGCCAGCGCGGUCAUACUCAUCAGCUCCGUCUCGCAGCAUAUCACACCCUAUCUUGCCGCUCAGACGCAGAUUGUCGACGGCCCGCUUGCUAGGCUCGGCCUGGCAGAAGCAAGCAUCGCGCUAGCAAGCUGCAUCAUCGCCCUCAUCACGCCGCAACACUAUGUCCCCGUCUUACCGGAUGUGAUGCCUCAUCCGCGCCAGACAGCCUCGCGACUGUCCUGUGUGCUCUUUAGCUUUCUAGACAAAAGGAUGAUUCGGUACUAUCUAUACCCACCGCACGAAGCUCCACCCGACACCACACUGAGCAGCUUCAAACAGAAGCUCGACAACUUGACGGAUCAGCUAGGCAUUACUCAACAUGAUUCGCCCAACGAUCAUCUCGAUGUGCCCAACAAGGAGCUGCCUGAUAACGUUUCGGAGAUCUCCGAUGUCGCUAGCGAGGCGAGCAGUCAAACAGAAUACAAAGGGGCCGACCUUCCCGCAGAUGAGCGACCGUGGAAUGCGCGUCUUUCGUUCAGCGAAUUGCUCCCUCCGCUGCCCGAUAUACUGCAUUCCCGCUGGGUCCUGUCAAAGAUGCGAUGGCUGGGCGACAACGAAGACGACAGCGACGAUGAUUUGCGCGUGGAAAAUCGCCCAGAAGGCUCAAUGCGAGUCUUUCUGACCGUUUUCAGGGCAGAAGCGCUUCAAAUAACGUUCACAGCGCUGCUUUGGAUCGUUUUCAUCUUCGUCAGUCCAUUGUCGAUGAACCUCUUGCUCGAUCACGUGCAGCGAGGCGGCUCGGCUUCGCUCGUGAGCCCAUACGUUUUUGCGCUUGGCCUGUUCGUUGGUCCAAUAGGCGCCUCUGUCGCUUUUCAGCAGUGCCUGUUCAUGAUCGCUCAGAUGGGACUGCGACUACGCGCCCUGCUCAGCCAUGCCAUCUUGACGAAAGUCCUUCGGAUGCGCUCUGGCGGCAGCGCAGCUUCGGACAACAAGACGGACGAUGGCUCGGAAGCCGAGGCGACUGCUAGUGGCGAUACGACCGGCCGGGUCAAUAAUCUCGUUGGCACCGACAUCGAUGUCAUAACGGCCUCUCUCGAGACUUCACUUCAGCUGCUGGCGGUACCCUUCAAGAUCGUUGUCUCGCUCGUCUAUCUUUACUUUCUGCUUGGCUGGUCUGCCUUCGUUGCUCUCGCAGCUAUCAUCGCCUUUGUGCCCCUUUCAACUUGGGUCAGCUCGCGAUACGGGGCGGUUCAGGGAUCGAUCAUGAAGGCGACAGAUCGACGAAUCAAUCUCAUCAACGAGUCUCUCAAUGCGAUCCGCACCAUCAAGUAUUUCGCUUGGGAGGAUCCAAUGCAAAAGGGCAUCUAUGCUGCCAGAGAGCGAGAACUGGCUCGAAUCAUACGACGAGCUCGCGUUUUCUUCAUGCUCAUGGUCAUCUCGACAGGUGUGCCCGCAAUCGUCACGCUUGCCACUUUUGCUGCGUUCGUAUACGCUGCGCACGGUCAGCUGACAGCGUCAAUAGCUUUCACGAGCCUUUCGCUAUUCAGCCUGCUCAGGGAAGCAGUCAUCUCAUCGACAUAUCUAACGAGCGCGUUCCUGCGCGCUCGGGUCAGUCUUGGUCGGAUAGCAGACUUUAUCAGAGACGAGGAGGAGAUAAGCUCUUCGAGCCGCAAGCGAGCUGGGGAUCGCAUAUCGUGUGAUCAUGCGAGCUUUCAUUGGUCGCGCGAUUCUGGAUCUUUCGAGCUAUGCAUCGAUAGGCUCGAAUGUCCACCUGGACAACUCACCCUAGUAGCAGGUCCAACGGGCUCAGGCAAGUCCGCGCUGGUGGCUGCGCUCCUCGGCGAGAUGGACCUCGUCAAAGGCGAGGCUUGGGUCCCAGCCGGGUCGACAAUUUCAUAUGCUGCGCAAGAGCCAUUUCUGCUGGACGACACAAUUCGUGAGAACAUCCUGUUUGGCAACGAAUAUGACCGAAAGCGAUACAAGCGUGCACUUUUUGAAUGCUCGCUCAUAUCUGAGAUUGCUGGAUUCGAGCGCAAGGACAAGACAAACGCGCUGGCACUGAGCGGCGGUCAGAAAUCAAGGGUCUGCCUUUGCCGAGCGGUAUAUGCAUGCAGCGAUAUCGUACUGCUUGACGACGUGCUUUCGGCAGUUGACUCUCGCACGGCCUCUCACAUAGUUCAGAAAUGCUUGGAUGGCAAGCUGCUCAAGGGCCGCACGGUCAUUCUGGUCACACACUAUCUCGAGCUUUGCGCCCAAGCCGUCGCCUGCGCGCAUAUUGUCAAGAUGAAAUCUGGGCGAAUUACGAGUCAAGGACCGGCUCACGAGAUGGUUGAGGACGACACGGCGCAGAAAGAUGACGCAACCGAUGGCGGCGGAGAGCUAGAUGCUGAGCACGGCGAUAAUGCGGCAGAGGUGCAUGACGUCGAGACAGAGAGAUCUUCAAGCGCUAUCAGCUGGACUAAUUAUCGUUCGUAUUUUAGCGCGAUGGGCGGUAUUGUCUUCUGGACACUCUAUGCGCUGAUCAAUCUCGCCGCGCAUGUCCUCAUGCUCGGCAGCGGCGCAUGGGUAGGCGUCUGGACCAAUUCGAAGGACAAAGUCGACAGGGCGUCAUAUUACUUUGGCAUCUACGCUGGCAUACAGGUCGCCUCUGGCAUCUCACUCACGAUCAUGUAUCUCUACUUGAUUGUUGGCGCAGUUCGCGCUUCGCGUACGCUCCAUCGCGACCUCGUCACGAGCAUAUUCGGCGCGCCCGUCCAUGUCUUCGAUCGCAUUCCUCUCGGACGCUUUAUGAACCGUUUAUCGAAGGACAUUGAGAUCAUCGACACUGAAGUUGUCGAGUCGCUACAGCCAGUGUUCGACUACGGGGUACAGGUGACGCUGGUAGCCGUCACGAUUGCAGCGGUGCUGCCGGCCUUCCUCGUGCCUGCGGCCAUCAUUGCGAUUGCGUUCUUUUUCGUCGGUCAGCUAUAUAUCCGCAACGCUCUCGCAACGCGUAAACGUGUGGCUGUCUCCAGAUCGCCCUUGUUCAAUACGCUUGGCAAUGCCGUCAGGGGCGUGAUGACGAUUCGCGCGUUUGGUAGACAGCAAGACUUUGUCAGCGCUUUCAGGGAGGCGAAUGACGAUUACAACCGAGCGCAAUUCCAUGAGCAGCUGCUUGAUCGAUGGCUCGAAGAGCGAUCGGACGCUGUCGGCGCGACUGUCGCUCUCAUCGUGGGUCUGCUGACGCUGACCGGUAGCGUAUCACCGGGGAUCACCGGGUUCCUCGUGUCUACCGGACUCGAGUUUACUACAAGGAUAUUAUAUGUCGUCAAAGCAAUCAACAGAAACGAGCUCAAUGUCAAUAGUGUUGCCCGAGUGCUCGAGUACUCGUCUCAGCUCGAUCAAGAGCCACAAGGCUCUGAAGAGUGCAAGCCACCAGCAUCCUGGCCCGAUCAAGGUGCCGUCGAAAUACAAGGCUUAUCCGUCAAGUAUGACGAGGAUGGGCCGGAUGUACUGCGCAACGUCUCCAUCAAGGUCGAGCAACGCGCCAAAAUUGGCAUUGUCGGUCGAUCUGGCUCGGGCAAGACGACGCUUUCCUUAGCGUUGCUCAGAUGUGUGCAUCGCAGUGCUGGCCGAAUACUCAUCGAUGGACGCGACAUUAGCGACAUCAAUCUGAAAGAUCUCAGGCAACGGGUCACGCUCAUCAGUCAGGAGCCAGUCUUGUUCUCGGGCACAAUCAGAUCGAAUCUCAAUCCGCUCAACGAUGAGAUGGACGACGCAGAUCUUUGGCAAGGUCUGAAAGCGAGCGGCUUUCUCGAGUCAGGCGGCACCGCACAUUACACUCUUGACACGCCCGUCACAAGCCAUGGCGGCAACUUCUCGUUGGGCCAGAAGCAGCUGCUCGCCCUCGCGAGAAGCCUUGUCAGAAGCACUCGUGUCGUCAUCUUUGACGAAUCGACUGCCAACGUCGAUGCCGACACAGACGCUUUCAUUCAGGACACGAUCAGAAAGCAUUUCAGAGACUCUACAUGUAUUACCAUCGCCCACCGGCUAGACUCAAUCCUCGAUUGUGACAAAGUGCUUGUCAUGAAAGAGGGAGGUACGGUGGCUGAAUGGGAGUCGCCCCUGAAGCUCUUGCAGGACAAGAACUCGAUCUUCCACGACAUGUGUGCAGCCACUGGCUCGGUCGACGACAUGCUUCAUCGAGCCCAGCAGGGCGCACGUUCACGCAAAGACACUAUGUAGCGCAAUCCUGUCUGUAGAUAUUUGCAUGCAUGUCGGCAGGUACUGUAGUACUCGAGUCGCCACGGCUAGUAGGCACAGACUCGAGCGUGGAGACCGCGCAGAGUGUCUAGCUCUUCCUCAGGAUG
Mixia osmundae IAM 14324 is the source of this 5160-nucleotide messenger RNA. RefSeq lists its product as uncharacterized. Gene Ontology annotation, biological process: transmembrane transport. The coding region runs from base 347 to 5035 and encodes 1562 amino acids. The record is from RefSeq and is a predicted model, not a curated record. The transcript is spliced from 4 exons. NCBI's taxonomy places the organism in Eukaryota, Fungi, Basidiomycota, Mixiomycetes, Mixiales, Mixiaceae. Gene Ontology annotation, cellular component: fungal-type vacuole; membrane. Gene Ontology annotation, molecular function: ATP hydrolysis activity; ATP binding; ABC-type peptide transporter activity.